UUUUUCUUCUCGUUGUAGCCACCUACUGCACGUUUCCCCUUACCUUUAUUGAUUCUGGGAUAAUCUAAAUCUACUGCUUCAGAGUCUUCUCUUCUUUUAUUUAUGAAUUUAGGUUCUUUCCUCUGAGCUUUGGUCAUUUUCUUUUGAGAAUUUUGUUCAAAGAAUUCUUUGAUAUAUUUCUUCUCCAUUUGAUUGAUGAAUUGCUUAUUUUCUGUUGAGUAAUGAAUUCUAACCUCAGUCCUAGGAUCAGCUGUUUAUAACAUCGAAGUUUCAGAAAUUGUUUCACUUUGUCCAUCUUUAGACUCUUCAUUGGUUCUGUGAUGCUGAAUUUCAUUGUAUAUUCAAUGUUUGAUUGAUUCACAUACCUGUGUUUCUCUGGAUCGUAAUCUGGUAUCAGGUGUACAAAGAGCAGUUUCACAUUGUUUUAGUCCUUGAGCAUUAUUUAAGCUGUUUGUUUUCAUCAGGUAGCCCUAUUGUAGUAACAAAUCCCUUUAAUCCUAAGCAAGCUUGGAGGAUUUCACUUUCAGAGUAUGUUUCAGGAGGUAACAUCUUAUACUCUUGUUCAAACAUCUCCUUUGGUAUUCUUUGAGCUGCCAGCUCCAUUGGUCCUUUGAUAACUCUCAAGUUAUCAAUUGGGAUUACUCCUCAUCAAACCAUUUCAGAUUUGAGGAAGCAAAACUAGGAAAGACCAGUCCUGGAGAAUCCCAUUGGCAUAUAUCGCUUCUUAAGUUGAUUAUUUGGAAAUGCUUUGUUUUACCUGACAUAGAAGCAACUCCAAAUUUUUUAGACCAACAGAGAACAUUAAUUACUAUCUAUUUACCGACAUUAGGAUACCAGAUCAUUCCAAUACUGUGCCUUCCAUCUUUUUCCUCAGGUUCACCACAUCUUUGCUUCAUAAAAACUUUGAUGAGUUUCGUGAGUCCCUCUCUGCUAUAAAUAGUGGCAACUCAAAGUUUGUCCAAAAUAUGCCUAAUUUCUGUAAAAAUAGUAACUUCUAAUUCACCAAUGAGCUAUAUAAAAUCAAUAAUUUCUUAAUG
Molecule: messenger RNA, 1037 nt
Organism: Moneuplotes crassus
Lineage: Eukaryota; Ciliophora; Spirotrichea; Euplotida; Euplotidae
Source: the annotation of a GenBank genome assembly